AUGGAUGAAUUCCUACCCAUUUCAUACCUCUUAGGUGUGCAUCUAACAAUUUCUACUCAUUCAGGCCCACAGAUAGUGUAUUCGUACCCUCCAUCAUCGAGUGAAUAUAUCUUAUCUUUACAAAAUGUUUCCUAUAAAUUUGCAAAACGAAAAGAUCAGGCAAGUAAGAGUACCCGUAAAGUAAAGGAGAAUGCAAGUGUUAUUUCUACAGAUUCUGAUUCUUCAUUUAGUUCGUCAUCAUCAGGAUUAAGCGGAAGUGAAAUGUCAACAGAUUAUGCUGAUGAAUCUUUCUCAUCCGAUGAAGGAAAUGAUGAGGAAAUUACUCAUGACAUGUCUAACUUGGGGAUAAGUACAGAUAAAUUGUUUAGGCUGUUUACAAAUGAGAAUGGCAACGCAGAUGAAAGUGACAAUUCAGACGAAAUUGACAAUUCGGAUUUAGAAUUAGAUAUUAAAUCGAAAUUGUUCUCAGAUGAGGAUGGUUUUGAAUUCAAUGAGACUUUUUUCGACGAAGAAAAUUACAGAGAUUAUAAUAAAUUGUUUGGCUUCGAUAGCGAAUUUGUAGCUGAAUUCUGUUGCCCAGAUAGGGAACUUUGUAAUUCUAGAUUUGAAUUUACAGUGGACGAUUUAUGUUUUCUGGGGUUACCAAUUAGGAGAGAUGCAAGCGGUUAUUGGAGAAAAUCAAAACGUAAGAAGCAUACAUCGAAGAAAUCAUCGAGUUUGAGUCAUGCUAAGGUAACACGUUCCUCUUCUAACCGCUCUGAAAGUUCCAAGAGAACACAGAGCAGUAAUACAGCUAAAGCCUACCCAAAUAGUAAUAGUGAUGUAGAACAAGAGAAUAAUGAAGAGUCAUUGGAUAAGGAUGAUCUUGAAAGAAAUAUGAAUAUGUUCCAUAUUUGUUUUGUUUUGAACCCGCCAUUGACGGAAUAUAAUAAGAGAGCCGACGACCUUUAUCAGUAUAUUGUUGCUAGAUUGUCGAUAUUGCUGAGGUAUUUCCAAGCAAAAAAUAAUUACGUUUCAAAAGAAUGUAGUAUUAUUUUGAAAGAAAGAGAAAAUGUCGUGAAAUAUUCUAAAUCUUAUGAGUCUGCGUUAACACCAGCAGCUAAGGCCAAAUGCGUGUAUGAGAGAAUCCUAUCAAAAUCAUCACUGGCAAGAAUGCUGACCAAAUGUGUCGACAAAUUGCACAAGAACGAAAUUGCAUCAAUAAAAGUGGGAGACGAUAAGAUUAUUUCAUUACAAAUUCCCGUCAAGAAUGAAUUUGAACAUUUACCAAAUUUUAAACAAAACGCUAUCUUACCAAAUUCAUACUUAACUUCAAUAUUAAACAAAAAAUUUUUGGAGAAAGCUUCUUUUUCUUCUGCGCCACAUAGUAGUAGUAGGAAAUUACACUCAUCGAUAACUUUGGGUAACUCUUUGAUAUUACACGAUGGAGAUGACGAUUAUGACAAUGAAGAUGAUGAUAUUCUAAACUAUGCAUUAUUACUAUUAGAUGAUGUGAACAAUAUUUUGAGGACUUUAGAAACUACAACGAUGAACAGCACAGAAUCUAACGAUAUCAAUAUGAUAAUCCUUCGGCAUUUGAUCAAACAUAUACAACCAACGGUUCCAUUGAAUUCAUAUCAUUAUAUUAUCACCGAUGCGUUAGACCUUGAACCUAGUACGGUGACGUACGAUAUUUUAAGAUCGUGUGCGCUUCAUUUAAUAUAUUGGAGACAUGCCAGAGUAAUAAUACCGAUGAGUUCUAAGUUUACAUAUGUGGUAUCACCUAUAAUAUCAUUAGAAAAAAUGUAUAAUGUGGAUAAAGUUCAAUUUAAGAAAAGAUUUCCCUCGUUACCGACAUUAAGUUAUUUUUUAAGUAAAUUAUCUGGUGGUAAGAGUUCAAUAAAUACCAGUAAAGAUGGCGAUGAUAUUAAGUGGCCAUAUUCAUUCAACAAUAUAAUUCCCAGUAGAGAACAUAAAGGAAUAUAUUUGGAUGUAUUGAGUUGGUUAAUAAGGAGAGGGUACGUCACUCAAUUAUUGACAUUUGUUUAUAUUAGGAUUGAUAAAAGAAUAAAGAUUGCAGUUGAUGAAGAUCUUGAAAGAGAAGGGUACAGAAGGGGCAAGAUGCAAAAAUUACAAAUGAGAAAAAUCAAUAAGAGUAAUAGAAGUACUAAAAUUGGUGAUAAUCAAAUUGCACAAAAAGUUGAUCAUAGAACGAAUAUUGAAAAUGACAAUUUAGCUGCCGCUACUGAUAAGAGUAAUUUGGAAAUAAAUAAGAAUGACCCUAUCACCGGUAGUACUGAAGAUAUUCAUUUUGAAUUUGAUGAUCCUGAAAUGAGGCAAGAUUAUACCAUUAUCUUGGAGCCCGAACGUGCUACUGCGAUAGAGAAAAGAUGGAUUCAUAAAUGUGUGAGUGAACAACCACCAGACAUUAAGAACACCUUCAAUAAAUUAUUGAAAUACUUUAAUGGUAGAGCUCCAAUGGAACUCGCCACGUUACAGGAAGGGAUUUCAAGACAUGAAUUAAAAAGGUUGUUUGCCUCGUUAGAUAAACAUUUAGUAGAAUUACAUCAUUGGUAA
Messenger RNA from Kazachstania africana CBS 2517, 2556 nucleotides. RefSeq names its product Npr3p (gene NPR3). Gene Ontology annotation, cellular component: GATOR1 complex. The transcript has a single exon. The record is from RefSeq and is a predicted model, not a curated record. Gene Ontology annotation, biological process: TORC1 signaling; cellular response to amino acid starvation; negative regulation of TORC1 signaling. NCBI's taxonomy places the organism in Eukaryota, Fungi, Ascomycota, Saccharomycetes, Saccharomycetales, Saccharomycetaceae. The coding region runs from base 1 to 2556 and encodes 851 amino acids.